AGGAAGCCCCUCCAAUCAAGUCUGACCCCUCCCAGCACUUUCAUUUUGGACCCUUCUAGCAUCUCACCUGCACACUUUUCACUCGGUUUGGCUUGGCUUGGCCCGGACCGGACCAUGGGGAUGGUCCCACAUGAGCUCGGUGCAGCGAGGAAGAGUCGCCAUGUGUGCAUGUGGAAGGGCUAGUUAGUUAGGGAGCUAGUUAGUUAGUUAGUGAUUGCGUCGUGUACAGUGCAUGGCCCACGCACGGAGUGGCACCGACCAUGCACAAGCCCCUCCGAACCUGGACCCUGUACCCUGUGUUCCUGUGUUUGGGCAUCAUCUACCUCAGGCUAGGGGCCCUGUCCUCAGUGGUGGCUCUGGGCGCCAACAUCAUCUGCAACAAGAUUCCCGGGCUGGCACCACGUCAGCGAGCCAUCUGCCAGAGCCGCCCGGACGCCAUCAUUGUUGUGGGCGAAGGUGCCCAGAUGGGCAUCAAUGAGUGUCAGUAUCAGUUCCGCUACGGACGCUGGAACUGUUCGGCGCUGGGGGAAAGGACGGUCUUCGGUCAGGAGCUGCGUGUAGGCAGUCGGGAGGCGGCGUUCACCUACGCCAUCACGGCGGCAGGCGUGGCCCACGCCAUCACGGCGGCGUGCAGUCAGGGCAACCUGAGCCAAUGCGGCUGCGACCGGGAGAAGCAGGGCUACUACAACCAGGAGGAGGGCUGGAAGUGGGGCGGCUGCUCGGCCGAUAUCAAAUACGGCAUCGAGUUUUCCCGCCGGUUCGUCGACGCCCGAGAGAUUAAGAAGACGCCGCGUCGCCUGAUGAACCUGCACAACAACGAGGCGGGGAGAAAGGUUCUAGAAGAAAGGAUGAAGCUGGAGUGCAAGUGCCACGGCGUGUCGGGCUCCUGCACCACCAAGACGUGCUGGACGACGCUCCCCAAGUUCCGGGAGAUCGGCUACGUGCUGAAGGACAAGUACAACGAAGCCGUGCACGUGGAGGUGGUGCGCGCGAGCCGCCUGCGCCAGCCCACCCACCUGAAGGUGAAGCAGACUCAGGGCUACCGCAAGCCCAUGGACACGGACCUCGUCUACAUCGAGAGGUCGCCCAACUACUGCGAGGAGGACGCGGCCACAGGCAGCGUGGGCACGCGCGGCCGCCUGUGCAACCGCACCUCGCCGCACACGGACGGCUGCGACCUGAUGUGCUGCGGGCGGGGCUACAACACGCACCAGUAUACCAAAGUGUGGCAGUGCAACUGUAAGUUCCAGUGGUGCUGCUUCGUCAAGUGCAACACGUGCAGCGAGCGGACGGAGGUGUUUACCUGCAAGUAGGACACGAGGAGGGGAGGGACCGUCGAGAGAUCUUUUUGUCCCAUCGAGAACUGGCUUCAGCUCUUCACUGCACCGUUUUGCACAGAAGAAUCCAAACAAACUCUGCAACACACCAGGCGGAGAUACCCCCCGGACGCCAGGAUGUACGCGGUGACGUCGCGAGACGACGAGGCACGAGUGACGUGACAAAACGAUGGUGCUCGAGUGACAUCACAGGACGACAAAUGACGUCUUUUCGUUGCAUUUCCACUAGAAAGGAGCGCUGGACCGGACGUGGACGACGCGUGUUGGGCACGAAUGUUCUCAGCAAGGUGUACCAAAAAACUCUUGUUGCUGCCAACUGGAAUACGGUGGAGUUAAUGUUAGUCUUCCAGUCACACUGGAACUUGUCUGUUGUGAACACUGAAAAAUAAAAUGUUUAUUUAUGUAAUAGUAUCUUUAAAAAAAACAAAGCACUAACGGGUAGAGAUGUCUUUUUUUGUACUAAGUGUAAAGAAAGUACUUUAAGAACUCUUGACUGAAGCUGUAUGUCUUUAAGGCUAGCUGCACCCUUGGGCUUUGGUACUCUGGUCCGGACCAAAAAUGUAAAAAAAAUCAUCUUACUUGAUAAGCGCUUUUGUGCAGUUUGCUUAGCGUUCACGCUGGUGUUUUUUGUCAGAAGAACAAAUAUUCCAAACCAACAUGGCACCUGCUGGGUUGAAUGCAGGGCUUAUUUAUAUAUUCUGCUCUAUUUGCCGGCAUAAAUUUCACCAAAAGCUUCUAAAAUAUACUCUUAAAUAACGCCAAGAGUGGCGUGCAUUCUCGUUUGUCGUGUUUGGUUCGGUUAAAAGGAACUUUUAAGGUUUGUUUGGUCGAGCGUGAAGGCCAUCAUCCCAAUUCUGUCUGACGUCAGCGCUUGCCCUCAUCACUUUGCUGCAUGUUUCUUUCCUCCUGGAAACGGACGUUUACCUUGGAAAUCAUGACAAAAUACGUCGUUUCCGGCAUAUCGGCCAACACUACCCGCUGUCGUUACCUCCACCAAGCGCAAAGUUUUACAUAGAGUGUUACGUUUUGGACGGAAAUGCUCCAAAGACGAUGACUUCAGUCGGUGUUUUCUUGUCAACGACGUGUCCCGAAACUGUAUGUUUAAAUAAAGACCAAGAUUUCAAUCUUUAAAAGAUAUAGUAAUAAUAAUAUUUCAUAAAUAUUUAAAAAUCACGAUGAACACUAAACGGACCAAAGAUACGGUCCAGUGUUAAAACGACAAGCAGACAAAUGCGUAAUAUAAAACGCGCUGGAAGUUGCUCUUUAAAAGUAUACUUUAGAAGCUUUUGGUCAAAAUCUAAGCUGGUUAGUAUAGCAGGAUAUAAAAUAGAAUAUAAAAAAUAUACACAAAUAUAAAAAGGCAAUUCAUUUAAAAUAAAUCUAUAAAAAGUAUACUAUAAUUUUAAAAAAAUAUAUGACUAUAAAGUCAAUUAAAGCUGCGAUCGGCACUGAAUGGGCCCUCGCACCCCCACGCAGAGAUGAAUUCAGGAAGUGACCCAUGUAUGGCUUCAAGGCGUCGUCUUCAUCGUAUGUGCCCAUAGCGAUGAAGAUCUGAUGCUGUGCAACUGAGUCGUUAACGUUUACGGUUUAGUGGCGAAUUGGCAGAUUGAUCAUCAUAGUUUGUUGCCGAGCCCCGCCCACAUCUUACGCAACAGCCUACAAUCCUUCACAAUGUAACAUGGCCGUCUGUCUGAUUAGCGUGAUUUUCAUUUGGGCUCAUUUGGUCAAAGUGGCCAGGACUACGUUCGUUGAAAAUACAACCCCUGGUUUUCGCCCCGAAACCAAAAUGGCUGACUUUCUGUUCGUUUUGGAACAUGGAUUCUUGAGACCCUUUUUCGUUUAUCCGUUUAUCCUUUUUCGUUUCGUUUGUCACCAUAUUUUGUGACGUUCCGUGAAAGCGGUUGCAUGGGCUAAGAUUUUCAACGUUUAAAGGGGGCGCUACUGAGUGCGUUUUGGUGGUUUGUGUUAAAAUGUCACGUUUUUGCAAAUUUGGGUGAGUUGCCAUGCAUGUUAAGGCCCUCAAAAAUGCAAGAAAAGUCUAUGAUAUAAUUAAAAACAACAAAAAAAGGAAACGUAGCAGUUUGAAGAGGGCCUUUGCACGUCGGUGCUCGGGCACUAAUCAUCUAAAACAAUAAGAAAAAAUAAUACAAAUAAUUUUAGUCACAUGACAAAAAUACCAGUGUGAACACUCCGAAAUGUUGCAUUUUUGGUCCAACCAGAGUAGCGAACCUCAACAGUGAAUGCAGCCUAAGAAACCACGGCACCCCACCCCUGUUAAACACCUCAUCUUCUCUGUUUAAAAACUCACAUUCCAACACCUUGGCUCUAUUUAACUGUUGAUGUUUGGGUGGGGGGGUUGUUUGUUUGGUUGUUUGUUUUUUUGUUUGUUUUUUUGCCGGUCCGUUGUUUUUCCACACAGAGUUACGUCUUUCUGGAUGUUUCCGCAGCAGGAAUGUUUCAUUGUCGUUUUGAGUGCUGCACUGAUACUUUGCUCUUCAGUCGUGCUAAAUAAAAGCCCC
Dunckerocampus dactyliophorus (ringed pipefish) is the source of this 3856-nucleotide messenger RNA. It is a transcript of the gene wnt7bb, whose product is annotated as wingless-type MMTV integration site family, member 7Bb. NCBI's taxonomy places the organism in Eukaryota, Metazoa, Chordata, Actinopteri, Syngnathiformes, Syngnathidae. The transcript is spliced from 4 exons. Bases 261 to 1313 code for a protein of 350 amino acids. Gene Ontology annotation, cellular component: extracellular region. Gene Ontology annotation, molecular function: frizzled binding; cytokine activity. Gene Ontology annotation, biological process: positive regulation of JNK cascade; canonical Wnt signaling pathway; cell fate commitment. The record is from RefSeq and is a predicted model, not a curated record.